Molecule: messenger RNA, 1979 nt
Organism: Myxozyma melibiosi
Lineage: Eukaryota; Fungi; Ascomycota; Lipomycetes; Lipomycetales; Lipomycetaceae
Product: LMBR1-like membrane protein
Exons: 5
Coding region: 209-1774 (521 amino acids)
Cellular component (GO): membrane
Source: RefSeq, a predicted model, not a curated record
ACCCUUUCUUUCCUUCCUCGUUGUUUUGUUUGUUUGCUCAAAGCAAGUGCUGGUUGGUCUCGCUUCUUUAUUUUGCUGCAGAGGGUUCUGUAGUUGCUUCUCCUGAGUUACUCCUCCUCUCCACGCAUCUCUGGAAGACACCGGAAUACGCCGAAUCAAUAUUUUACACAUUCUUGUUCAAUAUUUUCAUGUUCAUACCAGUUGAGAAAUGCUGUGGCUUUCAAUAGUUGGUUUUGGUCUCAUCGCCAUCCUAGUCGUGCGGAUCAUUGGUUUUUUCUGCGCGUUUCGGAGAGCUCCGCUUUCUCUCCUGCUCGCACUCUUCGCCGCCGUGUACAUUGCUUUCUCUAUAAUCUUGCUGGUUCCCAUCGAUCUUGCCACGACCACUUCAGAUUACCAACCUCUGCUUUAUCUGCCGCGUCAGGCGACCUUUGCGCUAUGGAGAAUCGUGUAUUGGCUGUCUUUUGCUCUCACAUGGGCGAUUCUUCCCAUGACGCAGGCAUUUCUGGAGUCUGGUCAUAAAGACAGAAGCAAGCGAAUGCAGGAGGCGAUCAGGUCUAACGCCCGGUAUCAGCUCGUGCAGCUCACGUUGGCAGCCGUCGGGCUCGUUUACUUCACGUUGUAUGCUGGCUUCUCAAUUACGUCUCUGAAAGCGAUGGCGAUUGCUUUAUCACACAGUUAUUCUUUGAUUCUGUCAAUAAUCUUCCUUGGAAUCGGAGUCGUCGGAAUCCCCCGUGCUCUAUACAACAGAUCAUCAUCCGAUAAGCGACUCCGGGCGCUUGAGGAACUUGCACCCUCCUUGAAAGAUCACCAAACCGAGGCUCGAAUGCAGUACAGCGACGUGUCUGCUGAGGUUCGCGCGCUGACAUCAGUCAUGGAUGGACCGUUUGAAUUAUGGAUCGCAGAGCUAAUCAACGACGCGCAAGACGUCGUACCCGCUCCGCCGUUGAACAGAAUGCAGGUCACAGAGGAGUAUUUGUCGACGCUCACGUUCCGGCUGCGCAAAUGCAGACUUCAGUACGAACGAUACGAGUAUGAGUGGAACCAGCUGAUUCUGCAAGCGGCAGAUCUUUUGGAUAUCAUUGCCAGCAGACAAACACACGAGCUCAGGUUCCGGAUGCGGAACAGUAAGCUUUCGCCUAAGCUAGCAUACUUUUAUUACGUGUGGAUCAAGCCACUGUUGUUCAAGAUCUACGCGUUGCUCACGGCCGCGUUCUCGGCACUGGUGGUCAUGUCUGAAAUUCUCGAGAGCACCGAGUUUUCGAUCCUCGGAUUCUUGUCUACACUGCUGGACGGUUUCCAGCAAGAAUUGCUCUCGUUUGCGAUCGUGGGCUACAUGUGCAUCGCUGCGUACUCCAGUCUGGCCAAAGUGCGCAUAUUCAACAUCUUCAACCUCGCUCCUAGACACACAGACACGCGGUCGGCUAUUUUCUACGCGACGCAGAUCUGCCGCAUGACGAUCCCACUGGCGUACAGUUACAUCAGCAUGGUGCCGCCUCACGUACAGUCGUCGGUGUUUGAGGAGUUCUUGCAGCCAUCGAUCAACCUGACGCCGCUGGGCAAGUACUUUGUCCAGUGGCUGCCGCGCUUUAUCUUGAUCCCGGUGCUGGUCUCGUACUUUAAUCUCUACCACUGGUUGCAGCAGAAGCUUGGAUUUUUGGACAGCUUUGGAGAAGACGAGGAGGCGGUCGGCAGCCGCGCGGAGGGCAGAGAUCUGAUCUCGUACGAGCUGAAUGCCAGACGCAUUCGGGCGGAGAGCCGUCAGACCACGCUGUGAUAUCGAGAAAUACAUACGAGAGACGAAUGUACAUAAGUAGUCAACUACAUAAUUCCUCUUAAGAAAAAAAAACUAUUUGUACGCGGUUUCAUGUACGCCGCUACUGAUUUGUAAAUUAUUAAUAUUAAUCCAGAUUACUAAUCAGUAAGCAUUGCGGUUAAGGGCUUCAGCGCGCAUAACUGCACCAAACCACAGACGUUUACCA